Molecule: messenger RNA, 1429 nt
Organism: Micropterus dolomieu (smallmouth bass)
Lineage: Eukaryota; Metazoa; Chordata; Actinopteri; Centrarchiformes; Centrarchidae
Gene: sf3b4
Product: splicing factor 3b, subunit 4
Exons: 6
Coding region: 61-1269 (402 amino acids)
Biological process (GO): positive regulation of mRNA splicing, via spliceosome
Cellular component (GO): U12-type spliceosomal complex; nucleolus
Molecular function (GO): RNA binding
Source: RefSeq, a predicted model, not a curated record
CACAAACAGGAAGAGGCGGGGCCUCAGUUAAGGACGCUCGCCGUGCGUUGUUCAUUCAACAUGGCAGCGGGACCAAUUUCAGAGAGAAACCAAGACGCCACUGUGUAUGUCGGCGGCUUGGACGAGAAGGUAUCUGAGCCAUUACUAUGGGAGCUUUUCCUGCAGGCGGGUCCUGUGGUCAACACACACAUGCCCAAAGACAGGGUCACUGGCCAACAUCAGGGUUAUGGCUUUGUUGAGUUCCUCAGUGAAGAGGAUGCUGACUAUGCCAUCAAAAUCAUGAAUAUGAUAAAGCUCUAUGGCAAACCAAUUAGAGUUAAUAAGGCCUCUGCACACAAUAAAAACCUGGAUGUGGGUGCUAACAUCUUCAUUGGUAAUCUGGACCCGGAGAUUGAUGAGAAGCUGCUCUACGACACAUUCAGCGCCUUUGGCGUGAUCCUCCAGACGCCAAAGAUCAUGCGAGACCCAGACACUGGCAACUCCAAGGGUUAUGCUUUUAUCAAUUUUGCCAGCUUUGACGCAUCAGAUGCCGCCAUUGAGGCCAUGAAUGGUCAGUAUCUCUGCAACAGGCCUAUCACAGUGUCCUAUGCCUUCAAGAAGGAUUCAAAGGGAGAACGUCAUGGCUCGGCUGCAGAACGACUCCUGGCUGCACAAAACCCUCUCUCCCAGGCAGACAGGCCACAUCAGCUGUUCGCAGACGCUCCGCCACCACCCAGUGCUCCGACGCCGGUCCUGACGGCAAUGGGAAGUGGGAUGCCCAUGCCAGGCAUGCCACCUCCUGGUUUUCCUCCUGUUCCUCCUCCUGGAUCGAUGCCGCCAUCAAUGCCCCCUUCAAUGUCCAUGCCUCCAAAUGCAGGGGGACCAGGCCCACAGGCUGGCGGUGGUGGGCCUCCUCCCGGACCACCACCCUUCCCUCCUGCCAACAUGCAUCCAGGUAUGCCUCAGAUGCCCAUGCCUCCUCCAGCUCCUCCUGGCAUGGUGCCCCCACCUCCUGCUCCCCCAGGAUCAAAUCAAGCACGGGCGCCGCCACCUCCUGGUAUGCCCCCACCCCCGCCUAUGGGCAUGCCACCCAGAGCGCCGUAUGGACCUCCCAUGGGUCCACAUGUGCCUCCAGGUAUGAGAGGGCCUCCUCCUCCCAUGCCUCCACCUGGCUACGGUGCAGGCCUUCCACCUCGUCCUCCAUUUGGCUUCCAGAGAGGGCCUCCAAUGCCUCCAAGGCCCCCCGGUGUCCUGCCCCGCGUUCCUAUGAGAGCACCAAUGCCACCGUAAUCCAUCUUAGACUGCAGAAAUGGGCUCUCUUUCUGAUUUUAAAAAAACAUCUUAAGAUCUACUCAAGUUUGUUAUAGUGAGAAUAAUUUAACCCCCUGUUUGUAUUUUUUUUGGUCACUGUACAGAUGAAGACCUUUUGACAAAUAAAAAUUUUAGUACA